This is a messenger RNA of Solanum dulcamara, 1904 nucleotides long. RefSeq lists its product as uncharacterized. The transcript has 7 exons. The record is from RefSeq and is a predicted model, not a curated record. Lineage: Eukaryota; Viridiplantae; Streptophyta; Magnoliopsida; Solanales; Solanaceae. The coding region runs from base 298 to 1623 and encodes 441 amino acids.
UGAAAGAGCAGUUCUUUAACGAAUCAGAUCUCAGUCUUGGCCUACUUGAGAUGCCAGCUUAGCAGCAGGACGUGUUGACAUAUUUUUAUCAUCAUAUAUACUCGUCGGAGCCGGCGACGGAGGAAUUUCACCGGCAAUAUCCGAUAUUCAACUCCCGGAAUAACCAAAUUCCUUGCUCUCUCCACCAUUCAGUCCCAGAGAUGCAGUUCAUUAAAUUGUAAAACCGGAAUUUUUUCUAUCAGUUUUGGUGUCGGUGGCCGUGUGAUAGCGGCAAAGGGACUCGAAUUGAGCUGAUAUAUGGCUUACAGGAGGAAGCAGCAGAUGCCUAAAGUUUCUACCUUUACGAGUGAUUUUGGAAGUCCGCCUGAUGACAGUUCUUCUUCUUCAUCUGCUUCUUCUCUCGCUGCUAAGGCAAUAAGAGCAUCAUCCGCAUACAAAGACUCUUCUCUUUCCUUCGCAUAUGGUCAGUCAGCUCUUUCAUCUCCUCGCGACUCCAAUUCGUUACGAUUUUCUGCUCCGGUUUCAACAGCAUCAUUCGCAUACAUAGACUCUUCUCUCUCCCCUUCCUAUGGUCAAUCAUCUCCUGGUCAGUCAAAUCCGUUAAGAUCUUCUGCUCCGGUUUCAGCAGCUAAGGAUUCAUCCAACUAUGAGUAUACAUCAAUGAAAAACUUGAGUGAAUCAAAACAAGGUAUUUGGGGAGUACUGGCUAGGAAAGCGAAAUCUAUUAUUGAUGAUAAUAAUACAGACCAACCACAUGUAAGCGAAGUAAGACCAAGGAUGCAACAUAUGCCUGAUACUGCAACCAGUGGUCAGCAAUAUGACAGAAAACAGUUGCCUGAAAGCCUUAGAAAAGCUGAGGGCCAUAAACUACAGAAGGGAUUAGAUGCUCUUGCAUCUUCCCUUAAUUAUAUUGGUGGGACCAUCGGAAAUGCUUUUGAGGAGGGUCUUGCAGUUGUGGAGAAUCGUACUGCAGAUAUCAUUCAGGAAACCAAAAAGCUACAAAUAAGGAUAAAAGAUAGCAGCUCUGUUCCACAGAAUAAUGCUUCAAUGAGUGAUGCUCGUCAGCAACCUCUGUUGCGGCCCCACAUGCAACCCCAGACACAAACUGAUUUGGAAACUCAACUCAAGGCAUCUCGCGACGUUGCAAUGGCAAUGGCUGCAAAAGCAAAGCUUCUUCUUCGGGAGCUGAAGACUCUGAAAGCUGACCUAGCUUUUGCUAAAGAACGUUGUGCGCAGCUAGAAGAAGAAAACAGAAUUCUUCGAGAGAGCCGUGAAAAGGGCGGCAAUCCUGAAGAUGAUGAUUUGAUAAGGCUCCAGCUCGAGACACUUUUGGCAGAAAAGGCUAGGUUGGGUCAAGAGAACUCAGUCCUAACACGGGAGAACCGUUUCUUGAGGGAGAUUGUUGAAUACCACCAGCUCACUAUGCAGGAUGUUGUCUAUCUCGAUGAAAAUAGUGAAGAGGUGACUGAAGUGUACCCCAUAAAGGUUGUAAGUCCACAAGUGACCAAGGAUAACUCAUCUCAUCCUGCGUCAUCCUUAGAGACGAAGGAUGUUUUGUGUGAUGUCACCUCUCAGAGCUCUUUCAUCCAAAUUCCUGCUGAAGAUGAUUUAGGAAGACACUGAUUUCAAGUUGUUGGAUGUAUUGCCUCGAUCUUCUCCAACCAAAAGUGUGAAUGGAUGUUCAGUGUGAUUUCUUUUGGUUGAACCUGGUCAUCCCGAAACUUAAUAUGUAUUGAACGAACUUGUUAUCAUUUUUUGGUUUAUUUUCUUGGUAGGAAAGGCAAAUGCACUGGAGUUGGAGAGCAUGAAUUGUGGCUUGUUUAGUUAUGCUAUAAGCUUGCUGGAGGUCCUUUUACGAAUGUAUACUAACAUGAAGAAUUAAUAUAAUGCUUUAAUUCAAAGUC